AUGCUCUGUCAUCCUCCGACCGUCGACCUCGCUUCCCUCGCCCAUCGCUCUCGCUUCCCCCGCCAGUCGCUCUCGCUUUCCCCGCCUACCACCCUCGCGGAAGCCCGUCCCCCUCGCCGCUUCCCCGCCCGCCGCCCUCGCUUCCGCCCGUCGCCCUCGCAUCCGCCCGUCACCCGCCCUUCCGCCCGCCGUCCAUCCUUCCCCUCGUCGCGCUCCCUUCCGCCCGUCGCCCUCCCUUCUUCUCGUCGCCCUCCCGUCCUCCCGUUGCCUUCCCUUCCGCCCUCCGCCCUUCCUUCCCCUCGUCGCGCUCCCUUCCGCCCGUUGCCCCCCUUCGUCUCGUCGCCCUCCCUGCCGCUCGUCGCCCUCCCUGCCGCUCGUCGCCCUCCCUCCCGCGAGUCCCCUCGCAAUCCCCGUCUAUCUCUCUCCCCCGUCGCCCUCGGUUUCCCCGCCGCCCUCCCAUCCACUCCUCGUUGCCCUCGCCAUCCCUCCCUUCUCCCUUCUCAUCUCGCACACUUGUCACCCCCCCUUUCCAACCCGCACAUACACCCUUCCCUCUCCCCAAUAAUCGCCUUUCACCCCCACACUGCUUACCUCUCUCCCUCUUCCCCCCAUCAAUUGCCCUGCUCCCCACCGUCCUCCCCCCAGCUCUCUCCCCGGCAUCUCUCCCGCUCCCCACGUCCUCUUCCCUGUUUCCCCGUAUCCCCUGCAAUGCUUCCCCCCAUCUUCUUCCCUGUUUCGCCGUAUCCCCUGCGCUGCUUCCCCCCAUUCUCUGACUUGCUUCCCCCCAUCCCUUUCCCUGCUCCCCCCCGUCCACUCCCCUGCCUCCCCCCAUCCCCGUCCCUGCUUUCCCCCAUCCCCUUUCCUGCUUCCCCCCGUCCCCUCCCCUGCCUCCCCCCAUCCCCUUCCCUGCUUUCCCCCAACCCCUUCCCUGCUUCCCCCCAUCCCGUUCCCUGCUUCCCCCCAUCCCCUUCCCUGUUUCCCCCCAUCCCCUUCCCUGCUUCCCCCCAUCCCCUUCCCUGCUUCCCCCCAUCCCCUUCCCUGCUUCCCCCCAUCCCCUUCCCUGCUUCCCCCCAUCCCCUUCCCUGCUUCCCCCCAUCCCCUUCCCUGCUUCCCCCCAUCCCCUUCCCUGUUUCCCCCCAUCCCCUUCCCUGCUUCCCCCCAUCCCCUUCCCUGCUUCCCCCCAUCCCCUUCCCUGCAUCCCCCCAACCCCUUCCCUGCUUCCCCCCAUCCCCUUCCCUGCUUCCCCCCAUCCCCUUCCCUUCUUCCCCCCAUCCCCUUCCCUGCUUCCCCCCAUCCCCUUCCCUGUUUCCCCCCAUCCCCUUCCCUGCUUCCCCCCAUCCCCUUCCCUGCUUCCCCCCAUCCCCUUCCCUGCAUCCCCCCAUCCCCUUCCCUGCUUCCCCCCAUCCCCUUCCCUGCUUCCCCCCAUCCCCUUCCCUGCUUCCCCCCAACCCCUUCCCUGCUGUCGACCUCUCUUUCCCCCUCCCGUCAACCUCGUUUUUCCACUCCCGUUGA
This is a messenger RNA of Closterium sp. Naga37s-1, 1512 nucleotides long. The record is from the annotation of a GenBank genome assembly. Lineage: Eukaryota; Viridiplantae; Streptophyta; Zygnematophyceae; Desmidiales; Closteriaceae.